Molecule: messenger RNA, 843 nt
Organism: Aspergillus niger
Lineage: Eukaryota; Fungi; Ascomycota; Eurotiomycetes; Eurotiales; Aspergillaceae
Product: mitochondrial 37S ribosomal protein uS15m
Exons: 3
Coding region: 1-843 (280 amino acids)
Biological process (GO): translation
Cellular component (GO): ribosome
Molecular function (GO): structural constituent of ribosome
Source: RefSeq, a predicted model, not a curated record
AUGCCUCCCCGCAUUCUACUCCAGCCUUCAUUGAGGGCCCUCACAGGCCCUUCCUCCGUGCAGCUCCCAUUUGCAGCAUUGUCGCUCAACCCGGCGAAAACCUCCGUAAGAGCUGGGUCUACAGAGUCUCGAGAGCGCAGACGCCAUGACCCUUUCCUUAUGGCGCAAUCUCGCCAACGCAAGGCCGCCAACAUCUCUCGCCAGAAAGCCCUCACCAAAGAGCGCGAAGGGUCUGUCGGAGACCCCGUCCAAAGCGAACCUACACCCUUUAUCCAGGAACUCAGAAAGACCCAAGCGACUUUGCAGGACACAGACCUCAAUUACUUCGUCACACCGGAUGGUCUCAAUGAGGCGAUGGAGUACUCGAAGAACCUGACAUCACCGAUUCGGAACCCGGACCGCGACACUGCUGAUCCUCAGCUCGAGAAAGAAGCGGCUGAGAAGCAUCUUCAAGAACAUCGGAAUGCACAGGAAGCCAUCCGUCGUAUUGUCAGUGUCGCCAACGGAAACACAAAGGACCACAUGCGGCUUCACAUCCAGAAAUGCAUUGAGACCUUUGGCCGGCAUAAGACCGACAGCAAAACUCCCCGCGUUGGUCCGGAUACUGGCUCUCCGGAAGUACAGGUUGCCAUUCUCACUGCAAAGAUCAUGAACUUGUCUAGACAUCUCCAGACGACGAAAAAGGACCGACACAACAAGCGCAACUUGCGUCUACUUGUUCACAAGAGACAGAAGUUGCUUCGUUACUUGCGGAGGAAGGAAAGAGGUGGUCCCCGGUGGCAGAAUCUGAUGGAGAAGCUGGGUCUCUCGGAAGCUGCUUGGAAGGGUGAGAUCUCCAUGUAA